Messenger RNA from Haliotis rubra (blacklip abalone), 2162 nucleotides. RefSeq names its product solute carrier family 46 member 3-like. Gene Ontology annotation, biological process: transmembrane transport. The transcript is spliced from 4 exons. The record is from RefSeq and is a predicted model, not a curated record. Gene Ontology annotation, cellular component: membrane. NCBI's taxonomy places the organism in Eukaryota, Metazoa, Mollusca, Gastropoda, Lepetellida, Haliotidae. Gene Ontology annotation, molecular function: transmembrane transporter activity. The coding region runs from base 602 to 2044 and encodes 480 amino acids.
GUUCUGACACAAUUGCUGUUUCUGUGUUAUAUACAGUGACAGUGGGGUGACAUAUAUACUUAGCUUACAACCUAGGCAUUAUGGCAGAGAAAUGCUUAGUCACUGCACAGUGUAAACACAAAGCUCUCCGUGUUGUCACCCACCACUAAGCACACACAAACCAGUUAAACCCCUUUGGGCGUAUUGGCACGACGUAUAAUCUGAAUGUUAAUUCAAAGGAAAGUAUCGUCUAUUGCUUGGACCUGGUUGGAAGUAGAAGCACCUCUCUACAUAAACACUGCUGCGUUAUGCCUCUGUCCCCAUUGAGGUCGCUUCAGUGAGGUCACACUGAGGUUAACGAUGAAUGUAUAAACACGCGACACAUGAACGGAUCAAUACAACCAACGAGGCGUGUACAACGCUAGCAGCAGCUCCAACUGACAAAAUCCAGGCGGUUAAUCAAAAUCAGACUCAUAUAGAACACAGCUUGGCCUGGGAUCAUUAACAGGACGCACAGGUGAACGGCGGCAUGACAGGCAUAUAUAUAACCUAGGUAUGACUUUAUUUAUAGUGACGACCACGUGUGUAUGUUUUGUAUAAGGAAGGUUUAAACGGUGUCAACAUGGAGGACGCACCACUACUCCCGUCCAAAGAGGAAGGAAGCCGUAAUGGAGAGAAAUCCAACGUCAAGAACCUCCUUUUCCUGAAUGGUGUGAUGUUCAUAUUGACGGUGUCAGGCAACCUGUUCAUGCCUGUCAUGAGUCAGUAUUUGUACCAUCGAGUAUCGGAGGAUGUGUUCAACCAUACAUUGGUCAACACCUCAACAACACAGCCGUGUUACCGGAACAAGACAGACCCCGAUUACAUGCUCCAGGAAAAGGCCCAGCAAGUCACCGCGGAGAAACAAAUGCAGUUCACGAUGUUGAGAAGCGCCCUGGCUAUCCUCAGUAAUAUCAUGCUGGGUGCUUAUUCCGAUUCCAUUGGUAGAAAAUUCCUGUUUGUGGCCCCUAUGACCGGGCAGCUGAUAAGAUCCGCUUUCGUGUCUGUUAUCAUCAGAUAUAGGCUUGACUUGAACUUUCUCUUCUUGUCCGAAGGGAUAGAUGGUCUCCUAGGAAGCUAUUACGGAAUCUUGCUUGCGUCCUAUACAUUCACCGCCGACAACACCCCCGCAACGGGGUCCCGCACCAUCGGCAUCGCCGUUGUCGACCUCACCGAAUUCUUCGCCACCUCCCUGGUCUCAAUAGCCAGUGGGUAUUUCAUCCAGGAUGUGAAUUUCUUCUACCCGGCUCUCACUGCCACGCUGGUGUGUUUGGUGGCUCUUUUAAUUGUCAUACUGUUCCUCCCGACAAGCAGAUAUGCUAGCGAGAGAAGAUGGAUGGGUCCAGUGGAAGGACUUAAAAGAGUGUUUGGAUUUUAUGUUCUCGAUAACACCACCUUAAAGAAAGCGUGCUUCAUCCUUAUUUUGCUUACUUUUGUGUUUAACGUCAUCAGUGCUUUAGGAGGCUCCAGCAUCAACACAUUGUUUCUCCUGAAUGCGCCCUUUUGCUGGACUCCCGAAAAACUGGCAUAUUACGUGACAGCCUUCACAGUGUUAUGUCCCUUAAUAGGUGUACCCUUAACCAGGUUGUUCCAGGUGUGCCUGAUAGACGAGAUCAUUGCCGUCAUAGCGACAUCAGCAGCCGUCGCAAGUGAUGUCAUACACUCGUUUGCGUCGACGGAUGUCACCAUGUAUAUAGUUGUAGGUGUGUCCUCAAUCGGUAGCACUUUGUCCAGUAUUACCCGAGCCAUCAUGUCCCGCAUGGCACCACCCGACAGGCAAGGUUCACUGUUCGCCAGUAUCGCGGUAAUGGAGACAAUCUGCUCGCUGGUUGGAACUCCUUUAUUCAGCAACAUCUACCAGAGCACUGUUGUCAUGUGGAGAGGACUCGUCUUCAUCGUCAUGGCGGGAAUGCACGUCGUUGCUGCCGUCAUACUCGUGAUAUUCAUCUUCGUAUCACGCCCAGUGAGGGAGGAACAUAAGAGGAUGAAGUCGUUGAAUGUUCAGGAGGAGGACGCGAGGAGCUAGUCCAACAGAACAUCCAGGACUGUGUUUGGUUUGGUGUGCAAUCAUUGGUUGGUUUGUUGUUUAACGCAACACUCAGCAAUAUUCCAGCUAUAUGGCGACAGUCUGUAAAUAAUCGAGU